Messenger RNA from Notolabrus celidotus (New Zealand spotty), 3307 nucleotides. Its product is annotated as mucin-2-like. The record is from RefSeq and is a predicted model, not a curated record. The transcript has 22 exons. The annotation marks the transcript as partial. Lineage: Eukaryota; Metazoa; Chordata; Actinopteri; Labriformes; Labridae.
ACUACAGCUGAGACAACAACUACAGCUGCAACAACAACUACAUCUGAGCCAACAGCUGCAACAACUACAGCUGAGCCAACAACUACAGCUGCAACAACAACUACAUCUGAGCCCACAACUACGGCUGCAACAACAACUACAUCUGAGCCCACAACUACAGCUGCAACAACAACUACAUCUGAGCCCACAACUACAGCUGCAACAACAACUACAGCUGCAACUACACUUACAACUGCAACAACUUCAGCUGCAACAACUACAGCUGAGACAACAACUACAGCUGCAACAACAACUACAUCUGAGCCCACAGCAACAACAACUACAUCUGAGCCCACAACUACGGCUGCAACAAAAACCACACCUACAGCUAAGCCAACAACUACAGCUGCAACUACAACUACAGCUGCAACUACACUUACAACUGCAACAACUACAGCUACUACAGCUGUAACCACAACUACAGCUGCAACAACAACAUCAGCUGCAACAACAAGUACAGCUGGAACAACUACAGCUGAGCCAACAACUUCAGCUUUAACAACAACUACAGCUGAGCCAACAACUACAUCUGAGCCAACAACUACAGCUGCAACAACAACUACAGCUGAGCCAACAACUACAGCUUCAACAACAACAACAACAGCUGAGUCUACAACUACAGCUGAGCCAACAACUAUUGCUGCGACAACAACUACAGCCGCAACAACUACAGCUGAGCCAAAAACUACAGAUGCAACUACAACUACAGCUGCAACAACAACUACAUCUGAGCCCACAACUACGGCUGCAACAACAACUACAGCUACACCAACAACUACAGCUGAGACAACAACUACAUCUGUGCCAACAACUACAGCUGCAACAACAACUACAGCUGAGCCAACAACUACAGCUUUAACAACAACUACAUCUGAGCCCACAACUAUGACAGCUGCAACAACUACAGCUGCGACAACAACUACAUCUGAGCCAACAACUACAGCUGCAACAACAACUACAUCUGAGACCACAACUACGGCUGCAACAACAACUACAACAACAACUACAGCUGGAACCACAACUAGAGCUGCAACUACAACUACAGCUGCAACAACUACAGCUGCAACAACAACUACAGCUGAGCCAACAACUACAGCUGCAACGACAACUACAGCUGCAACAACUAAAGCUUUAACACCAACCACAGCUGAGCCAACAACUACAGCUGAGACAACAACUACAGUUGCAACUACAGCUACAGCUGCAACUACAACUACAGCUGCAACAUCUACAGCUGCAACUACAACUACAGCUGCAACAACUACAGCUGCGACAACAACUACAUCUGAGCCAACAACUACAGCUGCAGCCACAGUUGAUCCUACCACAGUUCCAAAUACACCAUCUACAACUCCAGCAACAGAGCCAACUACUGUUGGACCUGGCACCACCCCAGAUGCUACAGCUGAGCCAACAACUACAUCUGCAACAACGUCUAUUACUGAGCCAACAACAACAGCUGCAACUACAACUAUUCCAACAACUACAGCUGCAACAAGAACUACAGCUGAAGGCAGCAGUGCACCAACAACUGCUGGUCCUGGCACCACCCCUGAGGCCACAGUUGAUCCUACCACAGUUUCAAAUACACCAUCUACAACUCCAGCAACAGAGCCAACUACUGUUGGACCUGGCACCACCCCAGAUGCUACAGCUGAGCCAACAACUACAUCUGCAACAACAUCUAUUACUGCGCCAACAACAACAGCUGCAACUACAACUAUUACUGAGCCAACAACUACAGAUGCAACAACAACUACAGCUGCAACAACAACUAUUGCUGAGCCUACAACUACUUCAACAACAGCUGGAGGCAGCACUGCACCAACCACUGCUGGACCUGGCACCACCCCUGAGGCCCCAGUUGAUCCCACUACAGUUCCAAAUACACCGUCUACAAUUCCAGCAACAGAGCCUAACACAGCACCAUCACCUACCACACGAGAGCCAUUAAUCUGCCAGAACGGGGGAACUUAUAAUGGAGACAUUUGUGUAUGCCCUGUUGGAUUUACCGGAGAAAUCUGUGAACAGGGAGAAGUUGCAGUAAGGCCAGAAACAAUUGACAGGGCAGUCGUGGUGAAUGUGGAGGUCAACCAGGAAUACAAUGACAAAUAUGGCGAUGAUGAAUCACAGGAAUACAAAGACUUUAUUGGAAACUUCAUUACAGAGAUGGAGCGGUAUUACCGAUUAAUCGUUGACCACUUUAAAGAAGUGGUGGUUAUUAGUGUCAGCCCUGGAAGUUUAUUGGUGAGAUUCUCCAGGGACACUGUGGAAAAGAGGAGGAAAAGGGAUGACGACGCAGCUGUCUACAGAAACACACCAAGAAGAGUAGGAGUUCAAGUCAAACAUGACGUCAUCCUGGAGAUCCCAAAUAUCUCCAGUCAAGAAGAAGUGUAUGUAAAUGACACCGAAGCGAUUAUGGAGGCUGUUGGUGGCCUCGUAAGCUGCACUGUAGGAUCUUUAGGCUGUCCUGAUUUGGAAAUCACAAAGGAGCCCACAGUGAACACCACCAAACCGGAUCUUGGAUCGUUCUGUGGAAAUCUGGUCAACGAUGAAGAUCUUGCUAUUUUCUACCAGCCUUUUAAUGACAGUGGGAGUCUGUCCUGUGUCAGCGCCUGCAGUCCGAAACAUGACAGUAGAAAAAUAUGCAAGAACAAGGGAACGUGCCAAGUGUUCAAGGUCACCGGACCUGUCUGCCAGUGUGUCGACCUGUCCUCCACCUGGUACAUGGGCGAUGACUGCAGCCUGCCAAUACAGAGGACGGCUUUCUACGCCGGGCUGAGUGUGACACUGGCUGCUCUGUUGGUGCUGGUUGGAGUCCUGGUGGCGUUGACACUGAAGAACAAUCGUACACAGAAGAAGAAGAGAGACAUUAAAGAGCAGCUGGUGAACGACUGGCUUAACGAGGACUUUGGGUGGUCCAGAUCAAGCACUCCCAGUACCGACACGUACAAUAACACUACAUUCACCCAAGAUACAGUAGAAGUCCACAGAGAGGAUCCAGGUGUUAACAGACGAACUCCACCUGGCUACCAACCAAACCGGCCGUCUCCACAGACUGACUACAGACAGUCAGCGAGUCCGUUCUACUCAUCACAACCACCUAACAGACACAACACUCCAUCUUACACCACAGGAUACUCACCGUCUGCAGGACUACAGCCGAGAGUCCCAGCUAACCAGGCGAUGAGGAUCAACAGGCCUCGGAUCAGGACGUCUUCGGACAUCUGAACAGCGCAACCAAAAUGAGGUCCUAGAGAACCAAACA